Kogia breviceps (pygmy sperm whale) is the source of this 1928-nucleotide messenger RNA. RefSeq names its product zinc finger protein 764 (gene ZNF764). NCBI's taxonomy places the organism in Eukaryota, Metazoa, Chordata, Mammalia, Artiodactyla, Physeteridae. Gene Ontology annotation, biological process: regulation of transcription by RNA polymerase II. The record is from RefSeq and is a predicted model, not a curated record. Gene Ontology annotation, molecular function: RNA polymerase II cis-regulatory region sequence-specific DNA binding; DNA-binding transcription factor activity, RNA polymerase II-specific. Gene Ontology annotation, cellular component: nucleus.
GCCGCGGCCAUGUUGGCUGAGGGCUCGAAGACAAAGCCACCUGAAGACACCGGGGCGGCGUCAUCUGGGCAGGAUGGCGCGGGAGCGAAGUUCGUGGGGCCGCGUUGCCGCCAUCUCUUAGGAAGGCAUCUUCCAGUUCUGGUUUUCGGUGCACCUUCAGCCACCCGCUCUUAGUGUUCAGCCACCCCCGUGGGCCCUCGAGGGGCCGCUCCUGGUCUCCCGGCCUCACGACGGCGUCCCGACCCUCGGGCCCGGCCAGGGAGCGUUCUGGAUCGCGGAGGCUCCGCGGACCCCGGCGGGUAGGGGUGGCGCUGGCCCGCCGCCGGGGUGGCACUUACGAUGGCGCCGCCCCCGGCCCUGCUCCCGGCGCGGGAACCUAACGGGGCCGGGCGCCAGGGGGGGACACCCGAGCCCCUCAGCUUCGCGGACGUGGCCGUCUACUUCUCCCCGGAGGAGUGGGGGUGUCUGCGGCCCGCGCAGAGGGCCCUGUACCGGGACGUGAUGCGGGAGACCUACGGCCACCUGGGCGCGCUCGGCUUCCGAGGUACCAAGCCAGCCCUCAUCUCCUGGGUGGAGGAAGAGGCCGAACUGUGGGGUCCAGAUGCCCGGGAUCCUGAGACGGGAGAGUGUCUUAGAGAAGCAGACACAGCAGGUUCCAGAGACAAGGAAGAGAAAGGACAAAGAGAAGGGACCGAGACACUGGGGAAGAACCUUUCUGUGGACGCUCAGCCUCACGGGCUGAGGGCUCUCAAACCCUUUUCUGCUGGGUUUUCUUAUGGUUGGGAGCAGCCAUCGAAGGUGCCUCACCGGGGUCGCCCACCACUCUGUGCCCAUCCCCCGGUCCCCAGGGCAGACCAGAGGCACGGUUGCUACAUGUGCGGGAAGAGUUUCGCUUGGCGCUCCACCCUGGUGGAGCACCUGUACACCCACACGGGCGAGAAGCCCUUCAGCUGCCCUGACUGUGGCAAGGGCUUCAGCCAGGCCUCCUCUCUGAGCAAGCACCGGGCCAUCCACCGAGGGGAGCGGCCCCACCGCUGCCCGGACUGUGGCCGGGCCUUCACCCAGCGCUCCGCCCUCACCACCCACCUCCGGGUCCACACGGGCGAGAAGCCCUACAGCUGUGCUGACUGCGGCCGCUGCUUCAGCCAGAGCUCCGCCCUCUACCAGCACCAGCGGGUCCACAGCGGCGAGACCCCCUUCCCGUGCCCAGACUGUGGCCGCGCCUUCGCCCACGCCUCAGACCUCCGGCGCCACGUGCGCACCCACACAGGCGAGAAGCCCUAUCCGUGCCCAGAUUGCGGGCGCUGCUUCCGGCAGAGCUCCGAGAUGGCGGCCCACCGGCGCACCCACAGCGGCGAGCGCCCCUACGCCUGUCCGCAGUGCGGCAGGUGCUUCGGCCAGAAGUCAGCCAUGGCCAAGCACCAGUGGGUCCAUCGGCCCGGGGCAGGGCGGCGCAGGGGCCGGGGUACCAGUGGGUUGCCUGUGCCCCUGGCCUCUGGCCGAGGGGACCUGGACCCACCCGUGGGCUUCCAGCACUACCCAGAGAUAUUCCAGGAGUGUGGGUGAUGGCCUCAACGGUGACAAGGCAAAGGGUGAAGAUCUAGACAUUGUCUGAAGCCCAGGGUGGCCUCAGGGGCCUGAAACUCUGGCAGCUCCGGGGAGGCCACAGAAUUCCCAGCCAGAGCUGGACCUGGGGGAGGAGGACUGUUUCAUCUUAGGCCCUCACGAGCUUCAUCUGCUGAUACCUUGUUCCCUACUGUCCCAGACUCUAGAAGCCCCCUUUGCUGAGUUAGGGCUGAGGUUAGAACCCCCACUAGACUUCCACUGUGGGGAAGAAAAGGCUGUUUCUAAGAGGAUUGAGGUGGAGAACUUUGUUUUACCCACUGACUUUACUGCAGAAGUUAAAAACUGAUGGCCGGGGACUGAAU